AUGGCAAUCGCGCCGCCGCUCAGCUUAGGCUGGGGCUAUGGUAUUGUCCUGGGUCUCGGUGCUCUAUUCGCGUUCGGCAUGAUCCUGGUUACCUGGAUCCUCAAGCGCUAUAACCAUGAGCUUCAGACUUCGGAAAUGUUCAGCACAGCAGGCCGAACUGUGAAAUCGGGCCUGGUGGCUUCAGCGGUGGUGUCUUCUUGGACGUGGGCGGCUACACUGCUCCAGAGCUCGGGUGUUGCAUAUCGAUAUGGCGUCUCGGGCCCUUUCUGGUAUGCUAGUGGUGCUACUGUGCAGAUUUUGCUAUUUGCGACUAUUGCCAUUGAGUUGAAGAGGAGGGCGCCUAAUGCUCAUACCUUCCUUGAAGUCAUCAAAGCGCGAUAUGGAGUUAAGGCACAUAUCGUCUUCACCGUUUUCGGUUUGAUGACCAACAUCCUUGUCACAUCUAUGUUGUUGACAGGCGGCUCCGCGGUUGUGUCUUCCCUAACCGGAAUGCCUACGGCGGCAGCAUGUUUCUUACUUCCACUUGGUGUCGUGAUGUACACUAUGUUUGGUGGUAUCAAGGCUACAUUCCUGACUGACUGGGUGCACACAUUCAUCCUCCUCAUCAUUAUCAUAGUUUUUGCCCUCUCCACAUAUGCCACGAGCAGCGUCCUCGGCUCUCCUAAAGCCGUCUUUGACCUGCUCAUCAAGGCGGCAGCCGACCAUCCAGUUGAAGGAAAUGCUGGAGGAAGUUACUUGACCAUGCAAUCCAAGGAGGGCGCCAUCUUCUUCGUCAUAAACAUUGUUGGUAACUUUGGAACCGUAUUCUUAGACAAUGGCUACUACAACAAAGCCAUCGCCGCAUCCCCGGUCCACGCUCUCCCCGGCUACAUCAUGGGUGGUAUAUCAUGGUUUGCUAUCCCUUGGCUUAUGGCUACAACCAUGGGUCUGGCUGCUCUGGCCCUCGAAAGCAACCCCGCAUUCCCUACGUUCCCCAACCGUAUGCUAGAUGCAGACGUUUCCGCCGGGUUGGUCGUCCCAUACGCCGCCGUGGCGCUUCUUGGGAGUGGUGGUGCCGUCGCCAUCCUGCUUAUCGUCUUCAUGGCUGUUACUUCCGCCAGUUCUGCAGAGUUAAUUGCCGUCUCCUCGAUUUUCACCUAUGACAUCUACCAUACAUAUAUCAACCCCGGCGCUAGCGGCAAGAGGCUGAUAUAUAUGUCUCACGCUAUGGUUGUCGGCUUUGGCUUAUUCAUGGCAGCUUUCUCUGUCGGACUCUUCUACGCAGGCGUUUCCAUGGGCUACCUCUACCUUAUGAUGGGCGUUAUAAUUUCCUCCGCAGUCAUUCCCGCGACGUUAACCAUCAUGUGGAAAGGCCAUAACGCCUGGGCAGCCACCCUCACACCUCCCCUUGGGCUGGUCUGCUCCCUCAUCGCCUGGCUCGUAACCGCCAAAAAGACCUGCGGCAGCUUAGACGUCGACUGCACAGGAAGCAACAAUCCCAUGCUAGCAGGAAACGUAGUAGCGCUCCUCUCCCCACUAAUUUUCACGCCUCUCUUCACGCUCAUCUUCGGCAUGGAUAACUACGACUGGGCGUCCAUGGCAGCAAUCCGCAAAGGCGACGACCAUGAUCUCGCAGCCGAAGCUCACAUCGACCUCGAACUUGUCCCUGGCGAAUCUCACCAUAGCGCUGAAGCUGAAGCCGCCGAACAAUCCAGCCUCCUACGCGCAUCCAACAUCGCGAAAAUCACAACCGUCGUCAUGACUCUCGCACUCCUCGUCCUCUGGCCCAUGCCGAUGUACGGCAGCGGCUACAUCUUCAGCGAGAAAUUCUUCACUGGCUGGGUGGUAGUGGGGAUAAUCUGGAUCUUCGGCAGCUUGCUCUGCGUAGGCGUGUACCCGGUCUUUGAAGGUCGCGAAGCUUUGUGGUUCACGAUCAAGGCUAUCUAUCUCGAUGUCACGGGCAAGAAACAUCCGAGUAGUUUCCAUACUUCGAGUGCUACUUAUGUGGAGGGUAAGGAGGUCGGUACAGGUACAGAGACGCCGCCUGAGAAGGCCUUGAAGGGGAGGAGUGUUGCUGUUGCGAAGGAAUAA
Messenger RNA from Venustampulla echinocandica, 2070 nucleotides. RefSeq lists its product as uncharacterized. Gene Ontology annotation, biological process: urea transmembrane transport; spermidine transport; putrescine transport. Lineage: Eukaryota; Fungi; Ascomycota; Leotiomycetes; Helotiales; Pleuroascaceae. Gene Ontology annotation, cellular component: plasma membrane. The transcript has 6 exons. The coding region runs from base 1 to 2070 and encodes 689 amino acids. The record is from RefSeq and is a predicted model, not a curated record. Gene Ontology annotation, molecular function: spermidine transmembrane transporter activity; putrescine transmembrane transporter activity; urea transmembrane transporter activity.